Cuscuta epithymum is the source of this 2595-nucleotide messenger RNA. Lineage: Eukaryota; Viridiplantae; Streptophyta; Magnoliopsida; Solanales; Convolvulaceae. The record is from the annotation of a GenBank genome assembly.
UUGAAUUCCAAUCAUCUAAUUUGGUAUCAGACGCUCACUCUCUUCUUCCUCCUAUGGCUUCCGCAAAAUCCCCAUCAUUUCACCCAACUCUUGCUCUCACCAACAUAAAAAGUUUUAUUCCAAUUACCCCCGAUCUCGAGAAUGUGGAAUACUCCUCCUAGACCGAACUUUUUAAGAUCACAACCCGUGCCUACCAGGUUGAAGAUCACAUCUUUCCCGUUGAAACGGAUACCUCGAUCGCUUCCACUUCCACCAACCCACCUCCAGAACAAACUCCAGAGCAAGUUCUUGCCGCCGCCGCCGCAACAGCCGAAUCUGAGGCUCUUUGGAAACGACUCGAUGCCAUGGUGUUACAAUGGAUUUAUGGGACUAUAUCCCAUGAUCUUUUGCACACUAUUCUCGAGCCGGACUCUACUGCCAAAGCCGCAUGGGAUCGCUUGGCCGAUCUUUUCCUUGACAACAAAAAUACUCGGGCGCUGCAUCUCGAAACCGAAUUUUCCAAUACCCGAUUGGAGAGCUUCCCUAACAUUGCUUCCUAUUGCAAUGCUCUCAAAACUCUGGCCACGAAAUUGUCCAACGUCGAUUCUCCCGUCAACAAUCAACGCUUGGUGUUGCGUAUUGUGAAUGGUCUCCCUCCGGCCUAUGACUCAGUUGCAUCUCUCAUUCAACAAACUGUCCCUCUUCCUCCAUAUUCCCAGGCCCGAUCGAUGCUCCUUCUGGAAGAAACCAGGAAGGCUCAACAAAACAACUCCUCACCCACUGCCUUGGUUCAUACCGGUGCUCCAGUUGUUGUGCCACAGCCGAAUGUUCAACCUGGCCGCCCUCAAAACCACGGCAGGGGGCGUGGCUCUUCACGUGGUGGUCGCAACCGUCCCUCCGGUUCUCCGGCGACACCCCAAACUGCCAACCCGUGGCAAAUGCCGCCGUGGGGUUACUGGCGGCCACCAUGGAGCAUUCCGCCGUGCCCCUACCCAUCCACUGCAUGGCCCAGAAACCAAAGCUCUCGGCCUCCCUUCCCCGCUGCCGGCAUACUUGGUCCACGGCCUCAACAAGCACACAUUGCCUCCCCGUCUCCUACGGAUAUCACCAAUGCCAUGGCCACCAUGUCCCUCACUCACCCGGAUGAAAAUUGGUACCUUGACACGGGGGCCACAUCGCAUAUGACGUCCAAUGUAGGUAUUUUCACGUCUUAUUUUAAUAAUGGUUCUAAACAACGUAUUAUGGUGGGUAAUGGUCAAUCCAUACCCAUUAUAGGUCAUGGCAGUACGUCUCUAUCCCCACCCAACCCACCCCUUCUCUUACAAAAUAUUCUUCAUGCCCCUCAUUUAGUCAAAUUUAAUUUCAGUUCGUCGUCUUACUACCGAUAAUAAUAUUUCAAUUGAGUUUGACCCGUUUGGUUUUUCUGUGAAGGAACUCCGCACUGGAAUGCCUCUUAUGAGAUGUGAUAGUUCGGGUGAUCUUUAUCCUCUUCAGCCAUUUUUUUGUCUGUGAAAACAGUGUUCACAGACGAAACGUGUUGUCACAGACAAAAAAUGCAUGUACAGACGAGUGUACAACUAUGUAGCACCGAUACCGGUACGCGGAAACGCGGAAACGCGGAAACGGGUACGGGGAUACGUCAAAACAAAAAAAAGUAGGAUACGGAUACGGGGCCAUAUUUAUAAAUAUUAAAAGUUAUGGGGUGUAUCUACAAAUAUUAAAAGUUAUAGGGGUCUAUUUAUAAAUAUUAAAAAUAGUUUUUUUUUGAAAAAAUAUAUAUACAUAUAAUAUCCUUAUGAUGUCUACCUAUUCAUUGCAUUGAAGCAUUUUCUUUUUUCAAGAUACUUAGUAAUAAAUUCAUAAUAUAUUUCUCAUAUACACUAGUGCAUCUCGAAAUAUAAAUGUAGUCAAUAAGUCAUUAAUUUAAAAUGAGAAAUAAGUCAAACAACUACAAUCUUGAAAUUAAAAGUGCAAGUACCCAAUUCGGAGUAUGAGUUAAUGACUUAAUUCGGAUAUAGCCAUAUAGGCCCAUUAUUUGAUUACCAAGUAAAAUGUAGUUUUAGAUUUUCAAUUUUUUUAGAGUUAUUAGUCCUAAAUAGGACUAAAUUAUGAUCAAAGUUCCUAAAUAGGACUAAAUAGGACUUCUUAUUUCGAAUUUACCCUGCUAUAAUAAAAGCCCUAAAUCUGCCCAUCUUCGACAUCUUCUUUUGCGAUGCGAUCGAUGCAGAAAACUCAUCUCCCAUGGAGGUCUUCUUCUGCGUACUCUGUACUCCGGCCAGCGCAAACAGGACGGGUAAGUCGCCUCACCGGAGGUGUGCAGCAGCAGUCUCAGCGGCAACUUUGGUGGAGGUCUUACUUGGCUACGGCGGCGGUCCCGGCAGCAGCUGCCGUGGACGGAAGAUGGUGAAGGUGUCCUGGCUUGGAGUUCGCAUCUGGAACGAGGCAGCUGGGCCGAAGGUCGGUUAGAAGUUAGCAACGUGGAAUGGGCACGAGAAGGGUUUUAUUUUUUUUAUUUGAUCGCACAAUUUGGUCUAAUCAAUUCAUUUUUGGUCCUACGAAUUAUGAGAGUCUUAUUUGUGCACUUCAAAAUUGAUUUAGUCUCAUUUAGGGAAUUAC